Messenger RNA from Marchantia polymorpha subsp. ruderalis, 3129 nucleotides. The record is from the annotation of a GenBank genome assembly. Lineage: Eukaryota; Viridiplantae; Streptophyta; Marchantiopsida; Marchantiales; Marchantiaceae.
ACUCCGAACUCUGCUUCGUUGGACACACUGCCCCACGAACUCUCAGUUCCAGCGCGGAGUGGAAUUGCUCCGCUGCUUCUGAACGUCACGUUGUCGCCUCGAUAUCUUUCUUUGAGCUCGAUUUGCGAUGAAGCUAUUCAUCGAAAUCGAAAUCAGCCCCGACGAAAUCCCCUUAGCGAAUGAGUUGUUCCGGACUUUGAGAUCCCUGACAGAACAUGUCCGGACGCGAGAUUUACCAAAGCUCUUCCGAAUACUAAUAGCGCGGCUGGAAGAUGGCAAUCAUUUGGACCAAGUCGCUGCUGAAAUCACCACACUAUUAUCGGAGAACGGCUGGUCUGAGACUAUUUAUGAUGAUCUCUUUGGAGCUUUCACGUCUGUAGUAUUCAAUCAGGAACUUGUUGUGCGACAACAGAGUGUUGUGCCCUUUAUGCUUCUUCUACCAAGGCUACCAGAACCUGCCCAGACUAAAGUACGGGAUGCACUUCUACCUAAGGUGUUGAAGCAUCUAACGGUGAAGAGGCCUGUAGAGGCUAGUCGCAUGGAUUUCUUCAAUCAUGCGGAAGCUUUUGCGGCAUUAGUGAAUUUAGAGUUUGUAUCGACUAGUGGGGCUAUCACAACUAUCAUUGCUCUUUUGCGCAAACCAGAAAAUCGGUGUGCUGCAGUUACUAUGCUGGGGAAGACAGUGGAAUUAUGUCUUCCACAGCUGACGGAGAAAUGUGAUCCAAAUGCGCUUGCUGAACUAAACGCUGCCUUACAAAAUGUGACAGAAGAUGCAUUUAAGUAUGAUAUAAAUUACAUUGAGGACAGUAUGGGUUGGAGUCGGCCGCAACCACCAGUAUCUCUAGAUUCCACCAGAGUUUCUUCAUUACAGUCUUCAGUUGAACCUAAGAAGGGCCUUGUGGAUGGACCAACAGGACUUUAUGCUGUAGAGUCGUUUCUUGGUCAUCGACAAACUGUUUUUGCCAUGGCUUUUGAUGAUAAACGAAAUCAAUUGAUUAGUGGAGGAAAAGAUGGAACUCUUAUCGCAUGGACAACUGAUGGACAGAUAUCAGAGACCGUGGAAAUGGCUCGUCAUUAUGCUUGUUCUAUGGAUAUCCACCCUUCUUUACAAACACUUCUCGUUUGUGGAGUCGCGAAGGAGGAAGCUUCAGGUCCAGCCGGAUCUCGAUUACUACCGCCUCCCUGUAUAGUUAGUUAUGGCUCAAAUGGUCGUGGUUGGAAAGAGCAAGGUUUACUAUCCAAGGAAACCUCAAAAUUGGUAUCUUGCAUAAAGGCUAUGGGCGGUUCCGAGCACGCAUUCGUCACGGGAGAAACAGUGCACACAAAUGGAAUGGAAGGAGGUGGACAGCGAUUAGAUGAAAGAGUAUGUUACUAUGAUAUCCAAAACUCUUCAUCUUUUUCAUCUUUGCAACCCGUGAGACAAUACGCAGAGCACGAGGACUUGAUCACUUGUGUUUGUUUGUUUCCUCCGAAUUCGAAUUUAUUUUUAUCCGGAUCACGCGACUUUACUGUCCGUGUUUGGGAUCGUCGGGUUGACCGCUGUAUUGGUUUGUUUGGAACCGUGGGAAAAUCUGGAAGGCUUCAAGCACAUGAUGCUAUGAUUACAUGUCUUGAUGCAAGUGACACGAACAUGAUUCUGUCAGCUGGAAUGGACACGCGUAUACUUCGAUGGGAUUUUCGAACUUUGAGUAAUCAGGGGGGAUGUGGACCUGUGUCAACCCUGCAACUGGAUGAUAGUGCAGUGCUUAAAGUGGCGUUAGGUGGCAGCCCUAGCACAGCAGCUGUUAGCACACUCCGGGGGCUCUAUCUGGUGGACUUCGCUCUUAGUCGACCCAUAGCUCGGUUAGCAGAUCCCUUCAAAGACAAUCGCCGCAUAGGAAGAUACCAUGACUUAAAGUGGGCUGGAAAUCGAAGUAUCUUGUAUGCAGCUGGUGAUGACAUGCGCAUAGACGUUUACUCGCUUCGGUAGAUCAUGACUGAAGGAAGUUUAAAUCAUAUUGAGACCCAGGCCAUCGCCCAGGUAUGAUUGUUCCAAAUAUAACUGCAUUCUCGAUCUCAUCUGCAAUGCUGUGUUCUCUGGUUCAAAUUGUACUUCUCAGCAAGUAUCGUCAAGUUUGAACGAUCACAGAUAAUUGGAGAGGUCACAACCAGUUUGUGCAGAAGAGCGGGUCGUUUUGUCGCACUUAAUAACCUGUCAGCAACUACAAACGAGGCGACUUUGGGCCAGGGUGAGAGCUUGCCGAACUGUGACAAAGCUGCGCAAGGCAUAUUUGAGAAUCUUCUGCAGCUUUUGAUGAUAUUAUCAAGACCUGAACUGCAACGUAAGAACAGGGCAAGUGGAGGACUGCGGAACAAAUGGUGAUGGUUGCUGGAACAUAUGAUUAUCAUCGCCUAGGAUUUUUCAACUUCUGCAAAGGCCUUCAUACGGUUAGAGAGUUUGUGGCACAGGCAUUCUUCUACAAGUGAGUGCAGUUAGCUGCUUCUGGUGUUAGAUGCUUGUAACAUGACUACCAACAUGUCCAAUCCCUCGCAUCAGCCUUUAUUCACGAAUCUCCUCAAUAUGAGCAUUGACUUCCGAUGUUCUUUGAGACGGGCACUGAAUUGCUGUAAUGAAUCGUUGUAUUGAAUUGAUUUCAUAUUGAGUUUUAUCAACGAAAUCCACCCAACAACGGAAUCUUCUGGUGGAUUGUGCAAGUCUACUCAGCACAUCAGCUACCCCAGAGGUCCCGAACAUCUGCAGAUUUCAAAACUUCUGUCUCUUCAUCACGUUUGAUUUUAAGCUUUUCUAGAUACUUGCAGAAAUAGGCAGGGUUAUGUCGAGUGCAUGUACUUGGGGUAGUAUCUCAUUUUCAGUCUAACUGGUAUUUCCUGCAUAGAAAGCAUAAGACGAUGAAUAAUUCAGUGAGCCGUCAUCUACUUUUAGAGACAAAAGGCUCUGACUUCGAAAUCUUAUGACCGCGAAGUGCUUUCAAAUUAUUUAAGAUGUAUCCGUUCAUACAGAAGCAGUGUAUGAACACUCCUUGUGAGGUUUACAGUGACUAUCGUAAAUGCAAAGAUAUAGUUCAAUGUUCUCGAUAUGCUACGUUAUAUUCUUAAUUAGUCGAUUAGCUUUUUUGACUCAUCGCUUUC